This is a messenger RNA of Yamadazyma jaroonii, 726 nucleotides long. Lineage: Eukaryota; Fungi; Ascomycota; Pichiomycetes; Serinales; Debaryomycetaceae. The record is from the annotation of a GenBank genome assembly.
AUGAGUGCAACCAACGAUCAAACCGAGAAUAGUCGUCAUCAAAGAGGUAGAUUCAAUUGGGUCAGGCGAUUGAUGCAAAGUCCUAAUAGACAAAAUGGAGAGCUCGUUGAUAGAGCCCGUUAUAAUGGAGACUAUUAUAAGCCAUCAAAGAAGAAAUCGCUUAAAAUACAAGAACCUCAAGAAAGUAAUGAUCAAGAAGAAUACGAUAGUGAAGGAGAAAGCAUUGAAACUGAUACAAGGGGUUCUUAUAAUAGUGAUCAGAUAACUUCUAAUUCUGAUAACAUAAGUACCAUCCCUUUAAAGUCCAUAGUUUCAGUACCAUCGACCAAAUCACCUAGUGUUCUUAGUAAUGACAAUAAUCAUGAUAACCAUAGUUAUAAUCCUUCCACAGCAGAGACUUCAAUUGCCCCAUCAUCCACCACUCCUCAAUUCAACCCAAUUUUGUUUAACAGAGAUAGAGAUGGUAAUCAUAUACCUGGAUUAGAUAGAGACAGUGAAUCAAUUGUGACUUUAGCCAGUUCAACCAGAAGACGAAGAAGAAGAAGUCUUGAGACCAAUUCAUCUACCGUAGGUAUUCCACCCGCUAGUAUAAUGGAAAGAUUGUCUGUUCAGCCUAAUUCUGCUUAUGCUAACAGUUUAAAUCCUAAUGAUAUCACCAGUGUAAAUGAAGAUAACUCCUCAUAUAAAGAUUAUGAGUCUCAAUCCAGUAUAGCGAAAUCUAACUGA